CGAGAGUGAAACUGCACAGAACACGGUCACUAUGGUGGUGCCAUCGUCAUUCCCUGCGGUGAAAGCUCAUCUGGAUCAGGUCCAAAAUGACCCCUCCAUCAGUCUAGACACCACGCUUCUUGACAAACUGAAGAUAGAGCUCACGGAGAACGUCGACCCUAGCGUCCCUGCAACGCUUCUGACGCAGAUUCCGCAGCUUCUACCGGUGCUUCAGGAAGAUCCAACACCUCUCACCGUCCUGGGCACCAGAGCCACCGUGUACUUCUCCUUUGCUGAUCUUCGAUCCAUCGAACCGUCUGUCAACUUCGUCGCGGGCUUCAAGGCGCCAUCGCCACCGAUCAAUUUGCUGGCUCUUUCGUUGUUGGAGAAGGCAGGACAGAUACCCAGUGAUGCUGCGAUAGUGGCUGGAGAUUCGGAACUGGUUGCUUCCCUUGUGGAGCUCUGGCUUUCGACGUCUUCGACCGAGGUGGCUCAGGCUGCGUUGGAUACGAUUUGGGCGCUUUUGGAGAUUGAUAAUGAGAGUCCUCGGGAGAAUGGGGGGUAUGAGAAGGUCGGAGGACAGGGCCUUGUGUGGAGGAGGAUAUUCACCGACAAGGAUGUCUACGGAACUCUCUUCUCGAUAUGCAGUCUCAGCGACAACGGACCCGGGAAUCUUCCAAAGCGCGAUAAAACAGUAGCUCAAGGCAGGUUGAUGGGACUCCUUGAGAGAGCGGGUAGACUCCGCUGGGACAUCAUCUCGACUUCGCAAGUUCCCGAAAUUGAAUCCAAAUAUCAGAGUAACAGCUUACUGCAUUUCGCGGCUUGCCAGAUGGUCGACAAGAGCGAUAUACUGAUGCACAUGACACUAUUGAAAUUCUUCCGUGACAUUUUAGAGAUCGAUGCGCCGGGUCUUGUAGCGAGGAGCUACGUGCAGUCCGCCUCCACGUUUUCUUCUCCUGCUCUGGACUUCCUCAUUGCACACAAUAUCCACCCAACGGUGCUUGAAUACUAUCUGGAUGAAUCCAAGCUCGACCCUGUGGAUCUCAGUUUCCUUUAUGGUCCGGUUAUGACUUACGUCGCGCAAUAUACAGAACUCUACCCCAACCACUUUCUCCAAAACCAGCAGAGUUUGUCGGAUCGCAUAUUGGAACGAGUCAUCGGGUCUCUUAGGAUCUCUUCCAUGCAAUGGGCGCAUGGACAGAUUCCAAGCGGUCAACUCAAUGUUCUCUGUUCCCUUCCUCGCGUACUGUUGGUGGAGGCCAGUAAGCAGGGUCUCAACCCCAUGCUUGCGCUCCCUACCAACCCACCCAGCAAGGAGGCAUUGAAUGCCCUUGCUAGAAUACUCCACGGCCCACAGAGAUCGAGCAAUCCUAAUUCAACGGAGCUCAAUUCCUCUGGCCAGACUCCGACGGACUGGCACAAAGAGGCAGCGGCUGCUCGUUUCUUGUACUUUACUUAUUUGAACCAUCACCCCAGUCUUUGGAAGGAUAUAGUCGCGUCAGCUGACAUUUUGGUCAUGAAAGAUGUCUCAUUGGCAUCGAUGUCAUUCAUGCAAGCCAUCGUAACCGCGAAUUGGCAGACUUUAAUCGAUGAAGUCAUCGCGCCAGUCCCUGGUAUGGGCUCCCGAUUCCAGCUUCCAUCCGAGCAAAGCCUGGGCAGUGUGUCUCCGUCAGAACAGGGAUCUCUGCCUGCCUCGGGAUCCUGGGCAGUCCUCACACCACCAGCUUUGUUGACGCUACUACCCUAUUUGUUCAAACCACCACGGUCCUACGCGGAGUUCGUUGGAGGCGGAGCUGGCGAUGCGGAGAACGCGGUCUGGAAGAUUGCUACUGCAAAGUAUGAUGUCCUCGUGACUUUGCACGAUCGGAUGAAGGAGUUGGAUGACAAAACACCGGAGUUUGAAGAUAUCGUGCGGACUCUCCAGCAACGGGUUAGAGAUGGACCAUUGGGGCCUGCCACGCGAACCGUGCCAAAUGUUGAGACUAUAGGGCUGUGAGAUAUUCAGUGUUAUGGGAAGAAUUUGUAAAAUGCCGUUAAUGAUAAUGAAAUUUGCAUGUCCAUUCUUUUGAAAUUUUAUUUGGUAUAUAUAGUCAAUCUAGUCCAAAAGAUUUCAACAAGGCCGGC
Aspergillus glaucus CBS 516.65 is the source of this 2103-nucleotide messenger RNA. RefSeq lists its product as uncharacterized. Lineage: Eukaryota; Fungi; Ascomycota; Eurotiomycetes; Eurotiales; Aspergillaceae. The coding region runs from base 32 to 1975 and encodes 647 amino acids. The transcript has a single exon. The record is from RefSeq and is a predicted model, not a curated record.